This is a messenger RNA of Closterium sp. Naga37s-1, 1401 nucleotides long. Lineage: Eukaryota; Viridiplantae; Streptophyta; Zygnematophyceae; Desmidiales; Closteriaceae. The record is from the annotation of a GenBank genome assembly.
AUGGACGGCGCUCUGCACAGGUCAGCAGCGCGCCAGCUCAUCCAGGCAUGUCAGGCGGCGCUGCCACGUCAGCGCAAGCAAGCGGUUACCAGCGAGUACAAGCGCCUCUGCGUCAUGCUCACUCGGGCGGAGAAGAAAUCCGAGAGUGCAGUGGAAGAGGAGGGCGAGGAAGAAGAAGGGGGGGAGGAGCAGCAACAGCAAGAAGCAAAUGAUUCCAGUGGAACCUCCAAACAGGGUUUCCAGCCCUUGAACUUUGAAAGAUCCUCCAGCAUGCCUCCUUUUAUCCCCACCUCUCAAUCAUGCUCUCUCACUUCUCAUAUUCCGUCUCUCCCUCCUCUCCCAUCUGACAUCCUCCACCUCCUCUUCUCUCACCUUGACCCUUUCUCGCUUGCCCGAGCCUCUGCUGUUUGCUCCCACUGGAGGGACAUUGCAGCUGCUGCCGAACCUGACUGGAUGAGGCACCUCGCUGCUUGCCUCGUUUCCGUACCUGCUGCCGAGGCCCGGGAGAGCAGGGGUGGGAAGGGCCGUCAGGAUUUUGACUUCUUCACAUGGAUCGCUGCUAAUAUGCUGCUUACAUACCAUGGGUCGCUGCCACAGCACACCACUAAUCUGCAGCUCAUCUCAUGUCCUGUCUACUGCUUGCUUGCUUCUCCCUUCGCUGGAAGCUCUUCACUGUCCUCUUUACAGUCCAACCGGGUACUGUGUAAAGAAUGCAGCAUGGUGGCGUGGACACCCAAUUCCGCCCCUACACCUCCUCCUCACGCUACUACUCCCUCUUCCCCCUCGGUUGCACCAUCGCUAGCCACAGCCAGUCUCUCAUCUGCUCAGUUUUACCGGGGAAAAAAUAAGGGCAGGGGUGGGAUUGUCACUCCAGGGAAUAACAGUACGGGUACGGGUGUAGGUCUUGGUGCUUCUGGAAAGGAAAAAGGAGCUGGAGCCUGUUGCGGGAGCAGCAUGGCUGGUGGUUCUUCUGCUGGAGCUGGAAGGGCGGGUAAAGUGGGUAGUGAGACCGUGGACGGGCAUGAUGUAGCAGCAGACAGGUGUGAGUUGGCAAGCAGGAGUGGUGGUGGUGGCGGUGGUGGUGGUGGUGGUGGCGGCAGUGGCAGCGGCAGCAGCAACGGCGGCAGCCGUGCAGCGGCAGCGGGAGCGAGGUUCUUUGCUAGAACGUGUCGUGUGAAGAGCACAACGAGACGGGGGUACAGAAUGCAGCAGCACGUGUGGAAACUCUCAGCAACAGCAAAGGUUGUGGCAUCCCUCUCUGACGAGUUUGAGGGGGAGGAGUCCAGUGAUGAGGACAGCGAAGGAGUAGGCAGAGCUGGUUGCCACUUCAAACCUGCAUCUGCUGUGUCUCUCCCUUCUCCCACUCGGCCUCCUGCUGCAGGUUGUUGCAUCCCUCUCUGA